CGGAGCUGAGCUCUGAGAGAAACAUGCAAAGUGGGGACCUGGGAACGUGAAAGCAAACAGUGCAAGGGAGAACUUGAGCAAAACUGUCCUUCCCCUCCCAGCCUGCUAGUCAACACCCCCCAAAACCCUCUCCUCCUGCUGGGAUCAGAGGGCAAUAAGGGCAGGGGUUUUGGCUAUGGGGUGGGGUUUCGUCCGACAAGGUCCAGAGCUCAGACACAGCGAUUAAGACGCUGCCCGGGCUCUGCAAUGGAGUGUAGCUCUGGUGAGAGCCGGAGCUCAGAGGGGACACCGCUGCAGCCUCCGGGGGAUGGAGACCCUCUCCCCCCGGCGCUGGAAGCCAAGUGCCGGCUCAGGAGCUCCAGCUCGUCCGUCUCUUCCUUUAACUGCUCUUCUCCCGAAUCUGAGGACGAGGUGUUUAGCGAUGAAGCUCCGAGCGGCCGCGACAAGAGGGAGCGUCUGAGAAAGUCGAAAUCAUGGAAGACAUUUUUCACUGUGGUUCACUGGACCUUCCGAAGGUCAAACUCCUGGAUUCAGCUGGCAGGUCACGAAGGACAUUUCCGGCUGAGUGAGGCUGGUCACAUACUGAAGAAGUUUAGUGUGAAUGAGAGUCGGUGCCUGCAGAUGCUGAUGGGUGAUGUCCUCAAGCCCUACGUACCAGCCUAUUAUGGUGUGGUGGAGAAAGACAGCGAGAAGUUUAUCCAGAUGGAGGAUCUCCUGGCAGGUCUACACUCCCCGUGCAUCAUGGACUGCAAGAUGGGCACCCGGACCUACCUGGAAGAGGAAGUGAUCAAAGACCGACAGAAAGUUGUUCACCGCAAGGACCUGUACCAGAAGAUGAGUAAAGUAGACCCCAGGGCACCGACAGAGCAGGAACACAGGCAGGCCGGGGUGACCAAAGUGCGUUACAUGCAAUGGAGAGAGACCAUUAGCUCCACCGCCUCGCUUGGUUUUCGUAUUGAAGGAAUAACGAUGGACAAUGGGGUCAUUCUCAAGGACUUCAAGAAGACAAGAACCAAGGACCAGAUCAUUAAUGCUCUGACUCGCUUCACUGACGGUUGCCCACAUGUCCUGGAAGCCUAUUAUAAUCGAUUACAUGCCAUCAAGGAGGCAUUACUACAGUCUCAGUUUUUCAGAUGUCAUGAGUUCAUCGGGAGCUCCCUGCUGUUCAUCCACGAGAAGAAGGGGCGGGUCAACGUCUGGAUGAUCGACUUCGGCAAGACGGCAGGCCUGCCCGAGGGCCAGACCCUCCGGCACGACCUGGCCUGGCAGGAGGGUAACCGUGAGGAUGGUUACCUUCUGGGUCUCGACAACCUCCUGGGCAUCUUCUCUGCCACCAUGGCCAAGCACAAUGGCACAGCGCAAACAAGUGGCAGGGUCUAGGACAGGCUGCUCACUCACUGUUGGGUUGGAGGAGGGAGGGAGCAAAGACAUGCCGAGAGUAAAACUCCCCCUGCACUGUGGCCGUCGCCAACCCUCUGCACCAGGACAGGGACAGCACAGGGUUAGAUACAGAGUAAAGCUCCCUCUACACUGUCCCCUAUCAAACACUCCCCAGGUACAGGGACAGCACAGGGUUAGAUACAGAGUAAAGCUCCCUCUACACCGUGCCCCUCCCCUCCCCCACCCCGAACACUCCCAGGGACAGGGAGAGCACGGGGUUAGAUACAGAGUAAAGCUCCCUCUACACCGUGCCCCUCCCCUCCCCCACCCCGAACACUCCCAGGGACAGGGAGAGCACGGGGUUAGAUACAGAGUAAACCUCUCUCUUCGUGUCCCCAUCAAACACUCCCAGGACAGGGACAAAAAACAGAAGUUGCUGCAAAAGCUCAGCCGGUCUGGCAGGAUCUGUGAAGGGAAAAUCAGUGUUAACGUUUCGGGUCCGGUGACCCUUCCUCAGAACUCCAACAACAGGGGCAGCACGGCGUUAGAUACAGAGUAGAGCUCCCUCUAUACUGUCGCCCCAUCAAACACUCCCAGGGACAGCACGGGGUUAGAUACAGAGUAGAGCUUCCCCUACACUGUGCCACCAUGCCCCCGCCCCUCCCCCGGACCAGCCCCGAACACUCCCAGGGACAGCUUAGGGUUAGAUACAGAGUAGAGCCUCCUUCCUAACUGAAUGUACGUGAUCACAGAGCAGAGAGUCUCAGCCGCAGAGAUGCUUUGUGAAGGAACACAACAGAGACUUUGCCCCGGUGUUCAGUUGCAGUCUCCUCGUUACACACUACAGCUACACACUGAAGUACUUGACACCACUGCAGCGCACAAAGAUUCAUAGUGUUUUCUGUGGCAACGCAUUGCAAACUUGCUUCGCAAUUAUUGAGAGCAUCUGAUCAUUAUCCAAUUGCAGCAAAAGUUUGUGUAAAAGCUACUUCGUUUUGCAUACAUUUGGCAGAGCGGUCACCCAGUCUGGAAUGAAUCCAGCAAUGGAUCCCCAUUUGUUGGAAGCCAGUGUGAAGUGGGGAAGGAAUAUAGAGAGACCUUGGAUAGGGAGGGGAAGAGCUGGUUCGCAGCGAGCUAUCUACUCGUGAAUGCUGCCAAUUAGACGGCAGCAGAAUACUUCCUCAGCUUCAGAUUGUCACUUUGCAUUCAGCACUUUCAAAUUGUCAACACUUACGUAGAUUUGUGGGGGUGAGGACGGGGAAGUGAAUAUUAACCUACUUGAAAAAGGGACUUGCGAAACCAGAACAAGCUUAAGGAACAUUACACGUGGGGAAGGGCCAGCACCAGACCUGAUAGGCUGAGUGGCCACUGCCACUAUUCUGAUGAUUUAAUGGCUGCAGGUUAAUAUACAAAGAAAGACUUGAACUUGCAUUUGUAGAAGCGACUAAACAUGUUUCUGUUGACAUUUCUGAAUGCGAUGUCUCCAUGUAUUCUGGGAAUUAAUCAACGGGUUUAAAUUUGACAGUUGGCGAAUGUACUGUAUUGUCUGCGGCUUCCAAUACUGUGUAGAUAUAUUCACCUUCUCUGAAGAAUUAAACAAA
This is a messenger RNA of Stegostoma tigrinum, 2981 nucleotides long. RefSeq names its product inositol-trisphosphate 3-kinase B-like. The transcript is spliced from 7 exons. Gene Ontology annotation, cellular component: nucleus; cytoplasm. The coding region runs from base 247 to 1380 and encodes 377 amino acids. NCBI's taxonomy places the organism in Eukaryota, Metazoa, Chordata, Chondrichthyes, Orectolobiformes, Stegostomatidae. Gene Ontology annotation, molecular function: inositol tetrakisphosphate kinase activity; inositol-1,4,5-trisphosphate 3-kinase activity. The record is from RefSeq and is a predicted model, not a curated record. Gene Ontology annotation, biological process: inositol phosphate biosynthetic process.